AUGGCGACCGAAGGAAUGGAGAUGAAGGAGGAGCAGCUUCCCCACCAGGAGGGUAUUGAUGAGGAGGAGGAGAUUGCCGCCAUGAAGAGACGCGUUGCUGAGAUGGAAUCUGAAGCCGAAAAGCUGCGCGACAUGCAAAACACCCUUGAACAGCAGUCCUCAGAGUUCGCCGAGAACAAAGAGGAUGUGGACGCUCGCAGCAUUUUCGUUGGAAACGUUGAUUAUGGUGCUUCGCCUGAGGAGAUCCAAGCGCACUUCCAAAGCUGUGGCUCUAUCAACCGUGUCACAAUCCUGCUGGACAAGUUCUCCGGCCAGCCCAAGGGCUAUGCUUAUGUAGAAUUUGCAGAGCCCAGCCUUGUCGCGCAGGCCCUGGUUCUGAACGAGAGUGUGUUUCGUGGUCGUAACCUAAAGGUGACUCCUAAGCGCACCAAUCUGCCUGGCAUGACCCGGGGCCGCGGUGGUCGUGGCCGUGGCCGCGGUGGUCGCGGUGUCUUCCGAGGCUACCGGGGUGCCUAUCGCGGCAGCCGUGGACGUGGCUUUGCGCCAUACUAA
This is a messenger RNA of Penicillium malachiteum, 552 nucleotides long. Its product is annotated as polyadenylate-binding protein. Gene Ontology annotation, molecular function: RNA binding. The record is from RefSeq and is a predicted model, not a curated record. Lineage: Eukaryota; Fungi; Ascomycota; Eurotiomycetes; Eurotiales; Aspergillaceae. The coding region runs from base 1 to 552 and encodes 183 amino acids. The transcript has 4 exons.